Trichoderma reesei QM6a is the source of this 1113-nucleotide messenger RNA. RefSeq lists its product as uncharacterized. The transcript has 3 exons. The record is from RefSeq and is a predicted model, not a curated record. Bases 1 to 1113 code for a protein of 370 amino acids. Lineage: Eukaryota; Fungi; Ascomycota; Sordariomycetes; Hypocreales; Hypocreaceae.
AUGCCAGCCUGUCGUGAUAACUUGUACCCUGUCGCAUGGUACUGUAGCCACAUGCAGCUUUCACCGCCAGCAGCUCACAUGUACGAGUCCAUGUACCAAGACAUGAGGGUCACUGAGAAUUCGGAUGAAAUGCGGAUGCAUGUGCUCGCUGGGCUUGGCCAUUGUAUCGAGGACAAGCAGCUGGUUGAUUGGCAGUGGACUCGGCCCAGCAAAACCCUUGGCCAUGCAUUCGAGGUGCCUGAAGUACAGAAGAAUAGAGCCAUCACACCCAAGACACGACUUCGUGAUGGCUGGCACCGCGACAAUGCAAGAAUGAGCGCGCAGGGCGGACACUUCACAAGAGCCGCUGAGGAGACAACGCCUCCGGCCUCCGGAAUGCCCGUACGCGUGCAACUCCGACUUAAGUCGGCGCGGCCGCCGUCAGCCACGCUCAAGUCCGGCGGUGGCCGGCACACCAUCGGUCUUGUCUGCCCCGUAUCACACGUCGCUGCCUCCUUCUCAGACCAAUCUUUGCUCUUCCAAUCACGAGAGAUCAUGAUGUGGUUCGCAGCAACGCCCCUCCAACUGUACAAGUACGUCGGGCUGAGGUCACGGUGUCCGAACGGAGCCGGUUUGUUGCGGGUGCCUCGCUGGCGCGCACAAGUUCUCGUACCUGCUGGCUCUGGCACCGAUAUGCACGUAUGUACAUACAUGUAUCCCGCACUUGGUAACAUGCCGGGCUUUCCUUGCCUUUUCCUCAACACGUCUGCCAAUGAAUUGACAGCUGAUUCGGGGCGCGGCCAUGUGCUACUGCGUCGCGUCCGCCCCUCAACGGAUGCGCCGACUGGGGACUCGCAUGCAGAGACGUGCUGUGCCAGGGGUCCCAUUGGAUUGGAAUCUCGGAUCAAGGCUCUAGUUUCGUGGGGCGCAGCGUCCUGCGAGUCUUGGCCAACAGGCGGCCCUGCAUCGGAACAGCAGUCGAGCAUAUUGGAGAUGGUGGUGAUAAUAACUCGUCACUUGCUCGACGCACAAUUUCUUGGUAAGCUGAACCGGCACGAGAUGACACCUUGGGCUUUGGCUGCAGUCGAUUGCAUCGGCGUGAAAAAAUGCCUUAGGAUUCAGGCGGUAGAGUGA